UGAGCCAAUAGGAAUGGAGGGGGCGGGGCUUGGCGGUCAGCUGACCAACGCGGAAGGAGGAGAUGACCACAGCACUGACUCAGGGCUUGGAGCGAAUCCCGGACCAGGUGGGAUACCUGGUCAUCAGUGAUGGAGCCGUGCUGGCUUCAUCAGGGGAGCUGGAGAACGACGAGCACACAGCCGCGGUGCUGACGGAGCUGCUGGGAACAGCCUGUGGGAUGAGGCUGCACCGCGGGCAGCAGCCGCCCUUCAAACGGCUCUCGGUGGUGUUUGGGGAGCACUCCCUCCUGGUGACGGUGUCGGGGCAGAAGCUCUUCGUGGUCAAGAGGCAGAACCACGCCCAGGAGCCCGUCAGCGCCUGACAGACCCCAAAGGGGCCCAAAAUCACCCCAAAAUUACCCCAAAUCACCCCAAACUGACCCAAAAUCACCCCAAAUCACCCCAAAGUGACCCCCAAGUGUCCCCUCCCCACACUGUGUCAAUAAACCAUGGUCUCACCCGGCCCCAUUGCGGCUCCAUAUGGGGGAAAACAGGGUCUGGGGGAGGGGGGGGAUCCCAGUGACCCCAAAGGGACCAUAAAAGGACCCCAAAGGGACCCCAACAGUGACCCCCAAGUGUCCCCUUUGCACCAUCUCUGUUCCAGCGCUUUAUUGUCACACAGAUGCAAUAAAUAACAGCAUUAAAGUGC
This is a messenger RNA of Coturnix japonica (Japanese quail), 688 nucleotides long. NCBI's taxonomy places the organism in Eukaryota, Metazoa, Chordata, Aves, Galliformes, Phasianidae. The record is from RefSeq and is a predicted model, not a curated record.